Fonsecaea erecta is the source of this 1539-nucleotide messenger RNA. RefSeq lists its product as hypothetical. Lineage: Eukaryota; Fungi; Ascomycota; Eurotiomycetes; Chaetothyriales; Herpotrichiellaceae. Bases 1 to 1539 code for a protein of 512 amino acids. The transcript has 5 exons. The record is from RefSeq and is a predicted model, not a curated record.
AUGGCCGCCAACACUGCCUCUCUUCCAAGCAAAGGCACACAAAUGAACCACAUCGGUAUCCAACUCAACCCUGCCUAUCUUCCAAGCGAAACCACACAAAUGAACCACAGCGGUAUCCAACUCAACCCUACCUAUCUUCCAAGCGAAGGCACACAAAUGAACCAGAGCGGUACCCAACUGAAUGCCAACCCUGCCUCUCUUCAAAAUGAAGGUACCCAAAUGGAUGAGAGCGGUGGACAAAUGAAUGACGACGAAGUCUAUCCGGAAGACGAAGAUGACUAUUAUGACCCCAGCUAUGAGGAUCCCAGCUACGAGGACCCCAGCUAUCAGGACCCCAGCUACGAGGAUCCCAGCUACGAGGAUCCCAGCUAUCAAGACCCUAGCUACGAUGACCCCAGCUACGAGGAUCCCAGCUACGAGGAUCCCAGCUACGAGGACCCCAGCUACGAGGACCCCAGCUACGAGGACCCCAGCUAUCAGGACCCUAGCUAUGAGGAAGGCAACGAUGAGGGUCCUUGGGGCGACGAACCUUAUAUGCCCGAAGACGGCGCUCCCCCCUCGAGCUAUCCCGCUCCUCCAUCUGGUUACGGCGCUCCCCCUCCCAGCAGUGGUGCUCCCCCUCCAGGCAAUGGCGCUCCGCCUGGUAGUGGUGCUCCCCCUCCAGGUACUGGUGCUCCUCCGCCCGGUAGUGGUGUUCCCCCUCCAGGCAAUGGCGCUCCCCCUCCUAGUAGUGGCGCUCCACCCAGCAGUGGUGGUGCUCCCCCUCAAGGCAAUGGCGCUCCGCCUCCAGGUACUGGUGUUCCUCCGCCCAGCAGUGGUGCUCCUCCGCCCGGCAGUGGUGCUCCCCCUCCAGGCAAUGGCGCUCCGCCUCCAGGUACUGGUGCUCCUCCGCCUGGCAGUGGUGCUCCUCCCGGAACCGGCGCUCCACCUUCCAGCGGUGGUGCCCCUCCACCUGGCCCGGGUACAUCCAUUGAUCCAAAGUACUACGUGCAGAAUGGGCCCGCCACGGCGUUCGCGGCUACAUUUGACUCCAAAGUCUGUUCUUAUCAGACUUUGUUGGGUGCCUUUCGGACCACGAUACAGCAGGCCAAUGCCGGACAUGGCAACACUGAUUAUGCCAGUUUGAUCGAUCAAGCAAUUCAGCAGGUCAGCGGGCAGACUGGGGUCCCAACAUACAUCAUGCUGUGCAUCAUUAUGCAAGAAAGUACGGGGAAUCUGUUCGUCCCGACGACUUACGACGCGGAUCAACAACCGACAGGGGGGCUCAUGCAAUGUUCUGGCUGCGAGGGCCUGGCGGCAUCGGUCACCACACCCCAGCUCGGAGAUGUCGUCUCGAUGCUUACCACGGGUGCAAACCACUUUGCACAAUGCUUAAAGCAGAAGGAGAACAUCUACGAGGCGCUGCGGUUAUACAACUCCGGGAGCAUCGCCGCGAGCGGCGAUCUCAGCGAUCCUGCCAGCGUCGGUACGCCGUCGUAUGUCAACGACGUCGCGAACCGCACACAUGGCUGGAUUAGUGGAAAUGGCAAACCGGCCUAG